Molecule: messenger RNA, 2795 nt
Organism: Macadamia integrifolia
Lineage: Eukaryota; Viridiplantae; Streptophyta; Magnoliopsida; Proteales; Proteaceae
Exons: 3
Coding region: 548-2380 (610 amino acids)
Molecular function (GO): protein binding
Source: RefSeq, a predicted model, not a curated record
UUCAUUUGGCUAUUGUUUUAUGGUCAUUUGAUCUGUGGAGUUUCUCGAUUUCAUCGUUUUUCGAGCCAAUUAAGUUAUAGAAUUUGGUUUUGCGUUUUGGAUCCGUUUUUCUCGGGGAGAUAUGGGGGGUUCAAUGAUGGAAGGUAUUGUGUGAAUCUCCUCUGGGCUUGGGGGUGACUGAGUUUUGAGAGCUUGAAGCUUUUAGUACCUUAGCCUCUUCUUCUUGUUCUAUUUCCUGCAAAGAAAUUUAGGAAAUGGGGUUUUGUGGUGAGACAGAGAGUGGCGAGAGAAGAAUGGUCGAGUGAACUGAAAGAAGGCAAGUCUGAGAUUUUAGCUUGAUGAAUUGAUGGGGAAAGGACCGAAAGUGGAGCGCGAUAUGCGUUUGUUAAUAGACAGAUUCACACGCAAGAAUCAGACUUCGAGUUCUUUUAAAAUAGUCUCAAAUUGAAGAAGCUUUGCCUUUUCCUUCUCUUCUCUAACUCUUUACAUCUUUUUGGGGCUUCUGUUUUUUCUUCUGAUACCUUUUUGGAGACUGCAAAGCUGAGGCAUGGAAGUAAAGGUCGCCGCGACCUGUUUACAUUGGUCUCAGUCAGUAGCUUCUCACUCCCCUUCGUUGGCUCAGACGAUAGCCUCUGCAAUUUCAUCUCCUUCCUCGAAAAAACAGAGAGGAGGAGAUCGAGCUCUGGUCUGCCGAUUCGUCCACAAAUUAGCUUUCUUAGGAACAACGUCAUCGACAAAACUGUUGAGAUCUCGAUCUUGCGAUGCCCCCAAGUCUAGACGCCAAUUUCUCAGGAGGGCUUGCAGCGCGAACUUAGAUGGAUACUCAGAGGAAGAGUUCGCGGAAAGUAUUCGGGAAUUAGCACGGAGAUUCAAUCAAACAAGCGAUGAUGAUGAAGAACAGAACAAUAAUUACCACGCGGAGGAUGUAGAAUCGGAUACUUCUAUUGUUGAUUCUAGGGAAAAGCAAGGCGAGAGCAACAGUAGGAACAUCGACGGUUGCAGUAUAAAUUCUGUACAAAGAUCGAGUUUUUUUCAGUCACCGAAGCUGGAGUCUGUGCAGCCUCCAUGGUUCCAUGUCAAGCUGGAACCACCGGACUGGCCUGGAAGGAAUGAGAUUAACCAGGCGAAUAUAGAACGAAAGGCAAACAGCGUGGACCUUCCCUUAUCUCUUAGAAUCAUAAAGAAGAAAAAGCAAUGCGAAGAAGGUUUCAGAGAAGCAGGGGAGACCGCCUACUGCUCCAUGAAGAAGGCCUUCUCAUCGAUGGUGUUCAUCAUUCGUGAGAUACACAGCUACACGUUGCAGAUGCGAGAGAUUCUCUUCUACGAAGACCUCCAAGAUAUUCUAGCCCGAGUACAGAAGGAGAUGCACGCCUCAUUCGUUUGGCUCUUCCAACAGGUUUUCUCACAAACACCCACUCUCAUGGUCUACGUGAUGAUUCUCCUUGCCAAUUUCACCGUGUAUUCGAUGGGAAACAAUUCAGCAAUCGCAGCCCCGCCACCACCGGCGUCGGCUGCCAUAGAGAUGGUAUCGGUGAAUGAGAACCAGCCCAAGAAUUUUGAUUCUUCUUCGGUAAUGAAGAAGUUUUCAGUUUCGUCUUCCGGGAAAACGGCCUUCGUGGGAGGACACAAUGGCGGCGGCGGUGGAAAGUUCCGCCGUGUUAUGAGUGGGACUGAGGGAGAUGGACCGUUCGAUGGUUCGUCCUCAUCAUGGAACUUUCAGUCUCUGUCUCAUCAUCAGGUAUCAUCGUUUGGGAACCCAAACCCAAACCCCACGACAACGGAGGGAGCGGAGUCGGCGUGGGUGGAGGCAGAGUCGGGAGGAGUAAGAAGCAAGGAAGAGAUGAAACUGUGGAAUUCGAUAGUGGACGAAUCGAUCAAAAUGCAAUCGGCGUUGAGAGAUGAGGCUCUGGAUCACGGAACUAUGCAGAGGUUUGUGUCGCCGGUGAAGGCAGACAUCGAAGGGGAGGAGGAAUCUGACUACUCGAGGACGGAACUUCUAUAUAACAUGGCCGUGUCUCAAGAGCCCAACAACCCUAUGCUACUUGCGAAUUACGCGCAGUUCCUCUACGUCGUCUUACACGACCAUGACAGAGCGGAGGAGUAUUUCAAGAAGGCAAUAGGGGUGGGGAGGAAAGAAGAUGGAGGAGGAGGAGGAGGAGGAGGAGGAGAUGCGGAGGCGUUGAGCAAGUAUGCGACGUUCUUGUGGCUGGGAAGGAAUGACAUUACCGCUGCGGAGGAGAUGUACUUGGAGGCGAUAUCGGCGGAUCCAGGGAACACGUACCACGCCGCCAACUACGCUCAUUUCUUGUGGAACACAGGUGGCGAAGACACUUGUUACCCUAUCGAUUCACUCGACAACGACUUCGACCUCGAUGCUUGACCAGUUGAGACUUAGAGACUGAAGACAGACACCCCACGAUCACACUAUCUCUGCUUCCCGUUGCAAGUGAAUACACACAGCCAAACACCACCGCCAAUCCCCAUCACCACCGUGCGGCAACCUCCUUUUUCCAAUCUCUCUCUGUCUCUCUCUCUCUAGAGUCAUUAGUAACUUAAUUUCUCUCAUUUUAGCUGGAAAAAAAAAUGGAAAGUAAUUAGAAAUAGGAAGAGCCUUUGGUGGAAAUCUGGAAAAUUAUGUUAAAUGCGGAAUCCUUUUGCUUCAAAGAUUUUUCGUUUUUAUUAUAUUUUUUUCUCUCUCUCUCACUCUUACUGUAAUGGUAAAUCAUUAUCAUUUUGAGGGAGGCUGUGAAGUUUGAACAAACAGCCAAUGAACGGCGACGUGAAACUUAUGCAGA